This is a messenger RNA of Sceloporus undulatus (fence lizard), 2527 nucleotides long. RefSeq names its product voltage-dependent calcium channel subunit alpha-2/delta-4-like. The transcript is spliced from 24 exons. Bases 1 to 2361 code for a protein of 786 amino acids. Gene Ontology annotation, cellular component: voltage-gated calcium channel complex. The record is from RefSeq and is a predicted model, not a curated record. Gene Ontology annotation, molecular function: voltage-gated calcium channel activity. Lineage: Eukaryota; Metazoa; Chordata; Lepidosauria; Squamata; Phrynosomatidae.
AUGUUUGGGAACGAUGGCGACUCUGUUGAAACCCUGGUUAACAACUGGAAUGAGAACCUUAUCGGGGUAAUAGACAGUAUCGCUCCUGAGUGUCCUUGCCAGCCCGCUCCUAAUCGAAGACCCUGGUAUACUAAAGAUCUACGCCAGAUGAAGCAGGCUGCACAACGACUAGAGCGCUACUGGCAGAAACAUCAGCGCAUAUCUGACAAGAAAUACAAAGAUGUGGAACCAACUCUGAAGAUUAAAGAAGUAGAUGGCUUGGAGCUGGUGAAGACAUUCUCUGAAGAAAUGGAAAACAUGUUGGGGAGAAAAGUAGAAGCUGUUAAACGGUUGGUUGAAGCAGCAGAAGGUGCAGAUCUUUACCAUGAAUUCAACUCAUCACUGGAGUUUGAUUAUUACAAUGCUGUUCGCAUUAACGAAAGGGAUGAGAAUGGUAAUUACGUGGAGCUUGGUGAUGAAUUCAUUCUGGAACCAAACGAACACUUCAAUAACCUGCUGGUGAACACAACAUACAGUGAUAUUCAGCUUCCAACAAAUGUUUACAACAAAGAUCCUGCUAUUUUGAAUGGAGUAUAUAUGUCUGAAGCACUGAAUCCUAUUUUUGUGGACAAUUUUGAAAGAGAUCCAACUCUCACAUGGCAAUACUUUGGCAGCUCUACAGGUUUCUUCAGGCUUUACCCAGGGAUAAAAUGGACACCAGAUGAAAAUGGAGUCCUUUCAUUUGACUGCAGAAAUCGAGGCUGGUACAUCCAGGCAGCCACAUCACCCAAAGAUAUUGUAAUUGUGGUGGAUAUCAGUGGGAGCAUGAAGGGCCUGCUACUCACCAUUGCCAAGCACACUAUUAUAACCAUUUUGGACACACUAGGAGAAAAUGAUUUUGUGAACAUCAUUGCUUACAAUGAUUAUGUCCAUUACGUUGAAUCCUGCUUUAAAGGGAUCCUGGUUCAGGCUGAUAGAGAUAACAGAGAGCAUUUCAAGCAGCUAGUGGAUGAGUUACAAGCAAAAGGAGUUGGGACAGUGAACAAAGCCCUAACAGAAGCCUUCAGAAUCUUGAGGGAGUUCAGAAGUGCUGGUCAAGGAGGCCUUUGUAACCAAGCCAUCAUGCUGAUCACUGAUGGAGCUAUGGAAGAUUAUGAAUAUGUCUUUGAAAAAUUCAACUGGCCUGAUCGAAAGCUCUUUGCAACUCAAGCGCAAAGCCUCUUGCUCAUGACAACUGUGGCUAUGCCAGUCUUCAGCAAGAAGAAUGAAACGAGAUCUCAUGGCAUUCUCCUGGGGGUGGUAGGCUCAGACGUUCCUCUGAGAGAACUCCUAAAGCUUGCUCCCCGAUACAAGCUGGGCGUCCAUGGAUAUGCCUUUCUAAACACUAACAAUGGCUACAUUCUGUCUCAUCCAGACCUCCGGCCACUGUAUAAAGAAGGGAAGAAGUUGAAGCCCAAACCAAACUAUAACAGUGUGGACCUUUCUGAGGUAGAAUGGGAAGAUGUGGAUGAAACACUACGGACAAAAAUGAUAAACGGAGAAACAGGUUACCUCUCAAUGGAUGUGAAGGUGCCGGUAGAUAAAGGAAAACGGGUUCUCUUCCUCACUAAUGACUAUUUCUUUACGGAUAUCACUGGCACACCCUUUAGUCUGGGAGUUGUUCUAUCACGAGGGCAUGGUGAAUACAUCCUGCUUGGGAACACUUCAGUGGAGGAAGGUUUACAUGAUCUGUUGCAGCCAGACUUGACCUUGGCCAAUGAGUGGAUUUAUUGCAUUACAGAUAUUGAUCCAGAUCACAGAAAGCUGAGCCAAUUGGAAGCUGUGAUCCGUUUCCUUACAGGAGAAGAAGCUGAUCUAGAAUGUGAUGAGGAGUUAGUUCAAGAGGUGCUCUUUGAUGCUGUAGUAACAGCACCUAUGGAGGCCUACUGGACAACCUUAGCUCUCAACAUGUCUGAUGAGACAGAAGGGGGAGUGGAAAUUGCUUUUAUGGGAACUCGGGCUGGUCUCAUGAGGAGUACCCUCUACGUUGGCUCUGAGAAGCUCUCUAAUAGUAAGUUCUUGACCCGUGGUGAUAAGGAGAGCAUUUUCACCAUGGACCACUUCCCCCUUUGGUACCGCCGAGCAGCUGAACAUCCCUCAGGAAGCUUUGUUUACAGCAUUUCUUUUGAAGAAGCUGCAGAAGGAGGUCAGCCUGAGGGGAUAACAGUGAGCACCUCCGUGACUGUGACUGUGGAUGGGAAGACAGCAAUCGCUGCAGAAAGAAAAAGGAUUGGAUGCGCCAUCUGUCCAUCCCUCUUGCCACCCUCCCCAGGAACUGUGCCUACCUCUGUUUUCCUGGGUCUUUCUAUUAGAGAGAUACAUUUUCCCUGGUUGUUGUAUUGACCUACCAAUGCAGGAGAGCACAUUUCUUGUCUAUGACACCUUUAUUGGUAGAAUUGUCCUUCAUUGUGGCUUCUGGCCAACUACCAAGAGUCAUUUUUGUUGUAUCUACUUAGCUAUUUGUUAUCUGCACCUGAAAGCCUGGAGCAAACAAAGAGCAUUUUCACAA